AUGACGCUUGACACUAAUAAUAGUAACAUGGAUAAUGCAACCACCAACGACACUAACAGUAACAAUAACAACUGGGCAGACGUGGUGGACUUGCAAAAGAAGAACGAUGACGAUAAGUACUAUGACCAAAUCAUAUAUUCGGUAGUCAAGAUCACCUUUGCCGGAUUUGCCGGUGCCUUGGUGGGCUUGAGUCGGCAGAAUCAACAUGCCGGGGCCAAAAUAUUUCAACGGGCCGUCGUCAAGGGAAAAAUGACCAGAGCACCUCCCAAACUCAAGACGGUAGCGCCGCAAGGAGAAGACGCCAAUAUACCCUUCAUGUGGGCUACCUCCUUCAUUGUAUUUGUAUCCAUUUUGGAAACCAGUCGAUUUUGGUCACCCACCACCAUGAUGAUGGAUCUAUAUCAGCACAAUAUUAAUUAUGAUCAACAACAAGAACAACCUCAGCAACAGCAAGCAGAGUCAGUAUCCGACAAUUCAAAUCUGUCGUCAUUAUCAUUAUCAUCACACCACAACCAAAAGUACUUGGCAACCAUUUCCGAUUAUACCUUGGGAGGAUCCGUGGCAGGAUUGGCAGGAGCCAUGUCCAAACGACAACCACUCACUGGAUCCAGUUCCACCAGUCGAUUGGAAUUGCCUUCUGCCAUCUUAAAGACGGGUCGAAGAUCCAUUCUCCUAUCGGGCGUCGGUACAGGCAUUGCCUUGGGAUUCUUUGCGGGAGUUUGUCAAGCUGGAUUGGAUUAUAUGGAAGAUCAAGUCCGCAGCAUGGAGGAGCAGGAGCAGAAAGAGUUGGCCAAUGAGGAGGAUGCAGCAGUAGUAGAAAAUGGACAAUCUGCACAGCAAUAG
Messenger RNA from Seminavis robusta, 843 nucleotides. The record is from the annotation of a GenBank genome assembly. Lineage: Eukaryota; Bacillariophyta; Bacillariophyceae; Naviculales; Naviculaceae.